AAUAAAUUAUUGGGAGACCAAACAAUUUAGGCGUUAUAAUGGUGUUAUAUUUGGUGUUACGUUAUGCUGUUAUGUUAUGGUGUUAUAUUUAAAGACGUUUGCUGUUAUAUUGCUGUUAUUUUUAAUGAUAGUUUUGCAUUUAUACUUGCUGUUAUAUUUGAUGUCACACGUGACAGCAAAUAUAUCAGCAAAAUAUCAUUGCAAUGCUGCCACAUUUUGUCAUUUAAAUAAGAAGUUUAGAAAGUUUCUAAAGAGGUAGCACAAGGUGGUAAAAGUAAAAAAAAAAAAAAAUGGAAGCAAUUAAAGUUAUAUUUAAAGAAAAUGCUGAAAUAGUUAUUGCCAGCAGCAGUAAUUUUUUGGAUUUUUGUGCAGCUGAUAGUUCGUAAAACCUUCAAUUUGACCAUUAUUGAAGAAGUCAAGUGGAAUAGCUGUAAAGUAAAUGCUAGUAGUUUUGCUGCUCUUCUCAACGAACAAAAUUUAGAGUUUACUAUUCAAGCUCCAUAAUUUGUUGAUAUUUCCAACUUUCAACAAGUAACUUUUUUAUCUGAGUUAAAUAAGGCUGACACAGCUCAAUCAUCACCGUUAUGCCAAUCUUCAUCUAUUGUAAAUGAUAACGUAGAUUUUGUAGUACCAUCGAAUAAAGUUAAUUGGAACUUUGAAAACCAAUGUAUGGCUGAAGAAUGUCAUGUAAAUGUUGUUCAGCCUUCGGUAAGUCAACUAUAUACACCAGUUGCACAAUAUAUGGCUGAAGAACAUCAUGUUAAUGUUGUUCAUCCUCCGGUAAGACAAAUAUCUUCAUCAACUUCUUCAUCUUCAUCUCUAAACACACCCAAGACACCGCGAAAGGUAAUUAACUAUAACUGUUCUGUUUGUUAUUGUAAAACUUCAACUUAUAGUUUUAUGCUUCAUCACUUAAAACUGCAUGGCAAACAAGCAGCUGUUUUUUGUGAAAAUUGUUUGUCCGAAUUUAAAAGUUUUUCAGGUUUUCUAAAGCAUUCCAAAAAUAUUCCAUUAACCAGAUCAAUAUCUGUACUAUUGAAAAUGAAGUUAAAAAUGAUGUUGUGAAUCAAAUUGGUAACACAAAACUUAAUGAAGAUUAUUUAGGAGCUUUGGCAUUACAUUUACAAAGAAAGCACAGAUGUGCUCAAAAUGUUUUAAACAUAAUUUUCAGUAAUUUAAAGGAGAUGCUUUCUCUAUUAAAUAUUGACAUUGAGGCUUUAAAAGCCACUUGUGAUAAACUCUCAACACAAUAUUUAUGGGAAAAGUAUUACAAGAAUAAUUUACAGACUCCAACUGCAAAAGUGAUUGGUCUGAAUAAGCAAGGUUGUAUAAUUCCUUUCAUUGAAAUAUUGUUUUUCCUAUUACAAUCUCAGGAAAUUAAUGACUUUACAGCUGUGAAUGGGGACACAAACCAUGUGAAAAUCGGAAUAUAUUGUGAUGACCUUGGAGUAACAAAUCCUUCAGGAAAGGCGCGUAAAAAGCAAAAAAUGUUUGUAUUUUACUUUCAAAUCUUAAACAUCCCUUCGUUGUAUUGUGGUAGACUGUCUUCUAUUUUUCCGUUAAUUUUUACUCAUACUAAAUGGGUAAAAGAUAAAUAUUUUUACAGUAUUCUUUUUAGCGAUUUUAUUUCCUCCAUAAGCCAGCUGGAAAAUGGAAUUGUAAUUAAAGUUAGGGGUGUUUCAAAAAUAAUUAUAGUUGAAGUAGUAUACUUCUCAGGUGACUCUCUUUCUGCAAAUGCAAUCGGAGGUUUUAAAGAAGGUUUUAGUGAAAAGACAUUGCGCUGUUGCAGAAGUUGUAACUCAACCAGACAACAAAUGAAAGAUUUUUCUAACCAUGAAGAAUGCAGUAUUUGUAACGCUCCAGAACAUAUGAUACGUUUGACUUGGUUUAAGCAAAGCUGAUAAAUCAAAAUGGUCUAAAUACUAUGGCAUUGUUUCAAAAAGUAUACUGUCAAGCAUUCCGGGAUUUGAUGUGACAAAACAGCUUUUAUUUGAUUUUAUGCAUGAUUUGUUGGAAGGUUUCAUUCUGCUUCAGUUAGAGUUAUUUUUGUCGUAUGCCAUUCAGAACAAUUUUUUUAUUUUAAAAAAAAUAAAUGAUUGGCUGCAAGGAUUUAGCUAUGCUAAUGGUAUUGAAAAGCCUAAUAUGAUCCAUACCUCAAUGCAAAUUUGUGGUAGUUUUGGCAGUGGUCAAACUUUGACUCUUUCUCGUAUUAUAUCAUUUUUUAUCUUAGAUCACAUAUGUCAAACCGAUGUCUAUUUCAUUUGUUUGUCAAAACUUAUUCAGGUGCUUCAACUGUGUUUAUUUCCUGUUGUUACUCCUCUUUUUUUAUCGAAUCUAAAAGCCUUCAAGAUCAUCAUCGCUUAUUUUUGUAUUUGUAUCCUGAUAAAUUCAUUCCAAAGUUACAUUUCCUUAUCCACUACCCUGCUCAGGCUGAGCAGUUUGGGCCUCUACGUGAACAUUGAAACGUGGCUUAUGAAAGAAAACAUCAGGUUGUGUAGAAUUUUACGUGGCUUAUGAAAGAAAACAUCAGGUUGUGUAGAAUUUUUGUCAUUUCAAUUUCAAGAACAUUCCCUAUUCAGCAUGUAAAACGAUGAUCAUUAAUACCACAAACAAUUUUUUCAAUGCAGCAAGGGAAAGACGUGGUGAUGUAUAUGGACAAGUGGACAAGUUGAAGUUUAAAAAAGGAUCUAUUAUUUCUGUUAAAGUAAAUGGCAUAAUUUACAAGAUUGGUGAUAUUACUUCAUGCUUACAAGAAGAAAAGUUGAUAUUUUAUGGAAAGGAUAAAAUCCUUUCCAUAUCGUCAGAAAAUGACAAGCAUGCUUUUAAAUGCUCUAAACUUAUAGUACAAGCCCACUCAGCAUACUUGAUAUGUUGUGAAUCUUCUGAAUAAGUUGUCAUUUAUCCAGAUACUUUGAUAUUUCCUUGGUGUGUCAUCCAAUAUUAUAAUUUUUCAAGUUCUGUUAAUGGCAGAAUCAAUAUUUUUUCUUUAGCAGUGCCAAAUCUAAAUUUUUUUGCUAUAUGCAUAUGAGUUUAACUUUUA
Messenger RNA from Hydra vulgaris (swiftwater hydra), 3040 nucleotides. The record is from RefSeq and is a predicted model, not a curated record. Lineage: Eukaryota; Metazoa; Cnidaria; Hydrozoa; Anthoathecata; Hydridae.